GGCCCAGUUUGUUACCAUCAUUAGUAACACAAUUUUAAUAAUUAUAUUGUAAAUACCUAUAAAAGGCUAAAAUAUAAAUUUAGCUUUGUAAUUUGCGAAAAUUUAUAUUUUUUUAUUGUACAAAAUACGAAUUGAGCAAGUUUACAGCAGUUAUUUUAAUUUGGAACGUGAUUUGUACGUGCGGGUUUUUAUAAAAAUAAAGCAAUAAAGCAAAUUUUAUACGCAAAUCGGCUACAAACAAUAUAUGUUGUUAGAUUUUCAUACUUUUACGGAAUUAUGGCACUAAAUUUCAAAAAAGUAGUCUUGAUCGUUGGUUUGUCUAUUAUUGUUGUCACUGUUGUUAGUAGUGUUCUAUAUGUGUUUGCUGUACGAUGGGAACGACAAACCAACGAUAGACGUAUUGAACCAGAACGACUUUCAAAUCCUACACUAAAAUAUGUCGCUGUACUAUUUCGUCACGGAAAUAGAGCGCCAAUGUUCAAAUACAAUACAGAUCCACACAAAAAUGCUUUUCCUGAAGGAAAAUAUGAAUUAACUAAAAAAGGAAAGCAAAAUAUGUACAAAAAAGGACAAAUAUUUCGACGCUUAUACAAUGGUUUCUUAAGUGACUUAUACUUGGACAGUGAGAUUUUAAUCAAAACUACUAACAAAAGUAGAACGUUCAUGACAGCAGCAAUGGUUUUAGCUGGAAUGUAUCCGCCAAAAGAUUAUCAAAAAUGGUCAGACUCAGAAACUGUUUGGCAGCCUAUUCCUAUUUACUACAAUUCGCCAGACCACGGAACAUUGUUCGAUGAGAGGGGAAAAUGUCCAGCUUUUGAUUCUAUGGCCAACAAGUUAUAUAUUCAAUUAAACAACCAUAGUACCGACACAAAUAUAACAACAUUAAUGUCGUAUUUGUCUGAAAACUGCGGACAACCGAUAAACUUUAAGAAUUUAAUAAAGCUAUACGACCUAUUUAUAUGUCAGGCAUCUGAGGGUUUACCAUUACCUGAAUGGAUUAAGCCUUACCACAUUGAAGAAAUAAAGUCAAUUAUUAUGAAUAAAAAAACAACAGAAUUGUAUUAUGAAAAUCGUAGAUUUCAGAAAAUCAUUAUAGGACCUCUGCUAAAUGAAAUCGGUUUAAAUAUGGAAUCGCAUUUAAAUAACAAUGAUACAAGAAAAAUGCAUCUUUAUUCGGGACACGAUCAUAGUGUAGCAAUGGCAAUGAGCUUUCUAGGCAAUACUAUUGAAUUGCCCAAUUUUGGUGCUUCGUUACAUUUUCAUUUGUAUCACAGCGAAAUGGAUAAUGAACACACUAUCAAAGUGUACUUUUACGAUCGUUGGGACAAUGAAAACGGAAAAGAAGUCUUAAUACCUAUUUGCGGUGAUCCAUGCAAAUUUAAGGACUUUAAAAAUAUUUUAGACAAUAAUUUAUCUGGAGAAUGGGCGGAAGAUUGCCAACAAUUAGAAAGCUAAUUUUUUAUUUUAUUUUUAUUAUUAUUAUUUACCACAUCUAUUCUUUGCGAUUUGAAACAAUUGUUUUAAAUUAUCCAUGAUUAUUUUAGACAUUUUAUUAAAAAAAAAAAAUUAAUUUUAAUACUUUACUAUUUUAUAUUACUUACUAUCUGCAUUCUAGAUAGUUAGGAAUUGGUUUAACAAUUAAUUUUUAUGUUAUUUAAAAAAUUUUAAAAAUAAACCUAUAAAUUUACUAUGACAUUUAAUGUUUUAGUAAUUAUAGAUGCGUGCACUAUAUAUAAAAUAUUAAAAUAAUUUUGAUUAUGUA
Rhopalosiphum padi (bird cherry-oat aphid) is the source of this 1762-nucleotide messenger RNA. Its product is annotated as testicular acid phosphatase homolog. The transcript has 7 exons. The record is from RefSeq and is a predicted model, not a curated record. Bases 277 to 1455 code for a protein of 392 amino acids. NCBI's taxonomy places the organism in Eukaryota, Metazoa, Arthropoda, Insecta, Hemiptera, Aphididae. Gene Ontology annotation, molecular function: phosphatase activity. Gene Ontology annotation, biological process: dephosphorylation.